UUCCAAGAUCCAGACUCAGCAGUGGUUGCACAGCAUCUGACUAAUACAGUGUUCGUUGACAGAGCCUUGAUAGUCGUUCCAUAUGCAGAAGUUCUUUUCCCUGGUUCAGCCUGAACUAUAUACCAGGCCCUGCUGAAAAUACCACUCAACAGUUUUCUUCUGCAGCUUAUCCAGUUUCUCUUAAGUGCCCUGUACAUUUUGUAUGUUUUAUGAUGACAUGCAGUGUCUUUAUGUGCAUUCAAGGCAAAUUACUGGUAUUUAAAAGAAAAAAAAUCUCUAGUUUGUUUUUUGUUUUCUUUCUUGAUUUCUCCAUUCUGAUUUUGGGGGUAUGGGCACACAGAUGAAAUAGCUUUUGCCUUAGUAGUGUUUUUGUUUUAUAUUAUUUGAUGCCGAAUUUAGAUUUUUUAUGUUAAGUGUAGCCAUAUGCCUAAUUUACCUCAAGUGGCUGUAGCUGAUCAUGCCUGGUCUGUUUGCAAUGGUAAUACACUGGGUUGUGUUAUGACCCAUCACAAAUUAUAAAUCUCUGCUGAUAAGGUAAGGAACAUGGCAUGGUACAUCCAGAAAGCAGAAACAUGUCAGAAAAGGCCUAUGCAAACAGAAAACAUUUUUACAACUACCUUGUAAGAUUUUGUGGUAGGUGUUCAAAAUAGAAAACUGUUCCAUCUUAUUAAUCCCUAAAUCAAACUUUUUUGUCUUGUGUAUCUUGAUUUUUCUGUGUGCUUUAUAGUGAAGCAGCCGACACGAGUCGUUGUUCAUAAAACAGCUUUUGAAAGUUGAGAGCACACCCCUGGAGAACCGACUGUGCUUGCUUACGUUUGGUUCAUGACUUAAAAUUCGAGUACAGGAAUAAUUCCUGAUGAGGCCAAAGCCCUGUCAUUGGUGGCGCCAGCUAAUGCAGUUGCAGGCUUACUGCCCGGAGGAGGGCUUCUUCCCACUCCUAAUCCACUCAGUCAGAUUGGUGCUGUCCCACUUGCUGCAUUGGGAGCCCCUACACUUGAUCCAACUCUUGCAGCCCUCACUCUUCCUGGAGCAAACUUAAAUUCACAGUCUCUGGCAGCAGAUCAGCUUUUAAAGCUUAUGAGCACCGUUGAUCCAAAGUUAAAUCAUGUAACAGCAGGGCUGGUGUCACCAAGUCUGAAAUCUGAUACGUCUAGCAAAGACAUUGAGGAAGCUAUGAAGCGGGUCAGAGAGGCACAGUCCUUGAUUUCUGCUGCAAUUGAGCCAGAUAAAAAGGAUGAAAAAAGCAAGAAGCAUUCAAGAUCACGAUCCCACUCAAGACGUAGGAGAACACCUUCAUCUUCCAGACACAGACGUUCCAGAAGCAGAUCAAGAAGGAGGUCACACUCAAAGUCUAGAAGUAGGCGACGGUCCAAGAGCCCUAGAAGGAGAAGAUCUCAUUCAAGAGAGAGGAGUCGACGUUCAAGAAGCACAUCUAAACCCAGGUUUUUUUUUUUGUUUUUUUUUACCUACCAUAACUGUAACACCAAAAAAUGUCCUGUACUGGUUGUGUGUGACUUUUACCAGUACAGGGCAACAGUACAUAACAUUUUAAUUACUUUGAUAUACAUCACUCAGUUUAUGGUGUUACUGUUUCUUUUUCUGUUUAACUAUGGUUCAUAUUAUAUUUUCCAUGUGUUUGUAGCUUCUUUAAAUCUAUUACUUGUUUUUUUUAGAGAGAAAAAAAGAGAAGAAAAAGAAAAAAAGCGUUCUAAAACCCCGCCUAAAAGCUACAGCACAACCAGGCGAUCUAGAAGCACAAGCAGAGAUAAGAGGCGCAGGAAGAGCCGCAGUGGGUCACGGUCUCCCAAAAAACUAAGAUCUCCAAAGAGGAAACCUUCUCGAUCACCAUCUCCUAGAAGGCAUAAAAAGGAAAAGAAGAAGGAUAAGGAUCGAGAGAAGAAUCGCGAUGAAAGAGAAAGAUCAAGUAGUAAGAAAAAGAAGAGUAAAGAUAAGGAGAAGGAGCGUGAGAGGAGGUCUGAAAGCGAGAAAGAUGUAAAACAGGUAACACGUGACUACGAUGAAGAGGAACAAGGAUAUGACAGCGAGAAAGAAAAACGGGAAGAAUACAUGGUUCCAGAAGCAAGCCCACCAGCACAGAGUGAAACAACUGAAAGGCCAAUAGCAGAUUCAGCAAAAGACUCAAAAAUUAAUGGGGAUGACCAUCAUGAGGAGGAUAUGGAUAUGAGUGAUUGAGCGUCUUAACUGUGACCCUUAGUGAAAAUGUGAGGUGGUGUUAUUCAUAUGUAUAUCUUUUGAUUUUCUAUUUAAAAUAUUUCUUAUAAUUUUGUCGUAUAUAAAACUGAGCUAUAAGUGAAUGUAUCCAACCUAACACAUUAACGUCCUGGCUGAAAAGUUUGUGGAAGUGGAAUACAAGUCCUGUAUGGUCAAACUGGAUUGUUAGCAAACAGUUCGUCCUGGUGUGAUGUGACUUUUCAAAUAUGCUGCAUGCGUCUACACCUCGCAUGGGUUAUCUGGUUUGCUAUAUAGUUCUUCAUUUACCAUAUGUAGAAUCUGGUUCAUUGAAUAAAUGGUCUAUAUAGAAAAUGAACUGAAUACAUGUUAGUUUGGCAUACACAUCAUAGAUGUAAAAAAAAAAUGAACUGAAGUCAAUUGGAAGAUGCACAUUGUAUGUUCACAUCUUUCUGGUGUAAGUAGACUUAGUCCCACAACUGAAUAUUUUGUGGGUUUUGUUUUGCUUUAAGAGGCUUAAAUAAAAAUGUACUAACCCUUUUCUGAAGGCUGUUAUCAAGCAAUUUUUUGGAUGUCCAGUGAUCUGAAUUCAAUAUUAACGUAGAAUGUUUUUACACCCCUCCUCCUUUUUUGUUUUUCUUGCCCAUCUGUAUCUUAAACUGGCAAUGCAUUUUUAAUCUGAUGCUUAUUUUCUAUGGUAGCAGUUUUGAUUUGUUCACGGUCAGUGUGGCAGCAGCCUGAUAGUGCUUGUAUGCUGUUAUACACUCAGUAGAAAGGUUUUUGUUUUUGCAUUUUUUUUUUUUGUUUCAGAAUCUUGAAAGCUUCAGUUUUGUUAAUUACCAAAAGCAAAUGUAGGUUGCAAUCUGUGCCAUGUUGAUGUACAGUUCCUGAAAUUUUGUUUUACAAGAAACUUUGAUAAUAAAAUUUCUAAAAAAAAAAAAA
This is a messenger RNA of Xenopus tropicalis (tropical clawed frog), 3132 nucleotides long. RefSeq names its product serine/arginine-rich splicing factor 11 (gene srsf11). The record is from RefSeq and is a predicted model, not a curated record. Gene Ontology annotation, biological process: RNA splicing. NCBI's taxonomy places the organism in Eukaryota, Metazoa, Chordata, Amphibia, Anura, Pipidae. Gene Ontology annotation, molecular function: RNA binding; nucleic acid binding. The transcript is spliced from 11 exons. Bases 1078 to 2193 code for a protein of 371 amino acids.